Messenger RNA from Rhagoletis zephyria (snowberry fruit fly), 1358 nucleotides. It is a transcript of the gene Or47b, whose product is annotated as Odorant receptor 47b. Gene Ontology annotation, cellular component: plasma membrane. The record is from RefSeq and is a predicted model, not a curated record. NCBI's taxonomy places the organism in Eukaryota, Metazoa, Arthropoda, Insecta, Diptera, Tephritidae. Gene Ontology annotation, molecular function: odorant binding; olfactory receptor activity. Gene Ontology annotation, biological process: detection of chemical stimulus involved in sensory perception of smell; sensory perception of smell.
AUGAUCCCGAUCUUGAGGGAAUCAACCAUCAGCAACACCAUUUCCGAGCAUAAUUUUAAUCUAAACAACGGCAACAUUUUUUUGCAAAACACCAUAGGCAUGGCAAAAACAAUUUUAGAGCCUUAUCGCGUGGCGCGGGAAGUGUUAAGGCGCGGUGAUGAUGGUCAUCCAUCGCAUACGUGUUUGUAUUAUUUUCGUGCUUAUAUGCGGUUACUUGGACUUUGGCCAUUGCAACGCAGAGUGGAGCAGCCUCUAUACUACGGUUAUAAUGGGCUGCUAAUGACGCUUUUCGGUUUCUUUGUGCUUUAUUUGAUUCUCUUCAAAAUGUUUCUCUACCGCUCUAGCAUAGCCGAAAUCGACAGCAUAGUUAAUGAAUUUGAUACACUUCAUGCUAAGUAUGCGCAUGCGCUAUUACCAAAGAGCCAGAGUAAUCGCCGUAUACGGCAAUGGCAGCGCAAUUUCUUUAUCGGUGAAAUCGUUUUGACCACCGGUUUUUUUAUUUUAAGCUUCUUACUCUUUGCUGCUAUGAGCCUACAACCGUUAUUCUCCCACCAAACGUUACCUUUCAGAUCGAAAUAUCCUUUCGGGCUAGACAAUCGCGACGAGCAUCCCAUCGCCUUUGCUUGCAUCUAUGCAUUUCAAUGCUUCUGUGUGCUCUACAUGCUGGUGUCCAUAGUUGUGAUGGAUUCAUUGGGUGGAAAUUGUUUCAAUCAGACGACGCUGAAUUUACGUAUUUUAUGCGAGAACAUACGGAACAUACGUGGCGGCGCUACGGAAGAAGUUAUUUGGCAUGAGUUGAGAGUAACUGUGGAGUUUCAUCAGCAAAUUAUUGGGCUUAUUGAUCACCUCAAUGAUGUCUUCUAUUGGAAUUAUGUCUCACAAAUGGGCGCAAGCACUUUUAUGAUUUGCCUGACAGCAUUUGAGGCACUCCUAGCAAAGGAUCAGCCCAUGGUGGCAAUGAAAUUCCAGAUGUAUAUGUUCUCAGCAUUCAUGCAGCUAUUCUAUUGGUGCUCGAUGGGUAACAGGACCUACUAUGAAUCAAUGGAAGUAGCAACCGCCGCUUUUCAGGUACACACUUGGUACAAUCAUUCACCGCGCUUGCAACGCAAUCUGAUGUUUAUGAUUAAACGCGCUCAAAGGCCUUUAGAGUUUCGCGCAAAACCUUUUUUCGGAUUUACAUUUGCUUCGUUUACGAGCAUUCUGAGCACCUCAUAUUCAUAUUUUGCCUUGCUGCGCACAAUGAGUGAUUAAUUUUAUACAAAAUACGAAAACGAUGGAAUUAUAGUAUUCAGAGCCACGGAAUCAACAAAAAAUCGUUUAUAUUGAGAUCUUUAAUAAAAAAAAUUAUAAUAAUAAAU